AUGGGCUGCUGUCAAGGAAUUAAUUUUGAAAAAUCUGAGUUUGCAAUACCGAGCUAUGAGGCUGCUAUGAUAAUGAGAGAAAAAAGAAAGUCACUUGAUGAAGAAUUUGAAGAUAUAAGUCUUAUUUCUAGAAGAGUGACUCAAGGAGAUGUCGAAUAUUUCGAUGAAAAAACAGAGUGCAAUUCAAAAUUUAUAAUGGAUUCGUUUAUGACCAAUACCUUUACGAUGAGAAAUGACUUUGAGUCAGCUUUUCUUGUGUCUGACUCAGUGUUUCUCAGCAGUAGAGAUCUUAUUAGUUUUAUUAAACAAGACAUAGGUAAAUUAUCUGCUUAG
This is a messenger RNA of Blepharisma stoltei, 333 nucleotides long. The record is from the annotation of a GenBank genome assembly. Lineage: Eukaryota; Ciliophora; Heterotrichea; Heterotrichida; Blepharismidae.